Molecule: messenger RNA, 4358 nt
Organism: Hippopotamus amphibius kiboko
Lineage: Eukaryota; Metazoa; Chordata; Mammalia; Artiodactyla; Hippopotamidae
Product: cytochrome c oxidase assembly protein COX18, mitochondrial
Exons: 6
Coding region: 86-1105 (339 amino acids)
Biological process (GO): mitochondrial respiratory chain complex IV assembly; protein insertion into mitochondrial inner membrane from matrix
Cellular component (GO): mitochondrial inner membrane
Molecular function (GO): membrane insertase activity
Source: RefSeq, a predicted model, not a curated record
AGCGCAUGCGCGUAGCGGCCGCGGCGGACCGGUGGGCGCCGCUAGGCAGUCUGGUUCGCGUUUCGAACUCGGUUGUGGCGCAGAGAUGCUGUGCAGGCUCAGCGUUAGGUGGCUGCAGCUGCGGCCUGCCCUGCAGCUCCGGGCCCUGGGCCCACCGCUCCCACCAGUCCCAACCGGCAUCGCCAAGCGCUCCGCUCUGCCAGUGUGGGCGGUGGCAUCAGUCUCUGCAGUUGGCCCGAGCGGCGCGGGUGGCUGGUACGAGGCCCUGGCUACGUCCGCGCCGGUGCAGGGCGUCGAGGACGUGCUGCUCUUUGCGCACACUGCCUCAGGCCUGCCCUGGUGGGGCAGCAUUCUCCUCACCACCGUGGCCCUGCGCGGCGCCGUCACGCUGCCCCUGGCCGCUUACCAGCACUACAUCCUGGCCAAGGUGGAAAAUUUGCAGCCAGAAAUAAAAAACAUUGCAAGGCAUCUUAACCAAGAAGUUGCAGUUCGUGCAAAUCAGUUGGGGUGGUCCAAAAGAGUUGCCAGGCUCACGUAUCUAAAGACUAUGCGGAGGCUUGUUUCAGAGCUGUAUGUUCGGGAUAACUGCCACCCUUUCAAAGCCACUGUGUUGGUCUGGAUUCAGCUUCCAAUGUGGAUCUUCAUGUCUGUCGCUCUCCGGAAUUUUAGCACAGGAGCAACACAUUCAGAAGUUUCAGCAGGUUUUUCUGUUCAGGAGCAGUUAGCUACUGGUGGGGUCCUAUGGUUUCCUGACCUCACUGCCCUGGAUUCCACUUGGAUUCUGCCUGUCUCCGUUGGUAUCAUCAAUUUAUUAAUAGUGGAGAUUUUUGCUCUGCAAAAAUUUGGAAUGUCUCGUUUCCAGACGUAUAUUACGUACUUUGUUCGUGCAGUAUCAGUGUUGAUGAUUCCAAUUGCAGCGACAGUGCCUUCAUCGAUUGUUCUCUACUGGUUAUGUUCCAGCUUCAUGGGCCUUUCACAGAACUUUCUGCUGCGUUCUCCUAGAUUUCGCCAACUUUGCCGAAUACCGUUGACCAAGUCAGAUUCAGACACUCCUUAUAAGGACCUCUUUGCCGCCUUUUAUGCCAAGUUCAUUUCAAGAAAAUGAUGUACUUUCUAGUAAUCUUGAAAUAAUUACAGGUUUCACCCUUAAUGUAUUUAGAAGAUUUAGAAAUUAGGAUAUGGUUUAAUUUGCUUUUGUUUAAAAUCAUGAGCUCUGUGAAAUACUGUGGAUUAAGAUAUAAUCCAGAUAUAUUUGACAAUACUUACAAUCUUUUAAGUGCUAAAAUGUAGUAUAUUUAACUGUAUACUAAGAAUAUAAAAGUGGAAUCAAAGUGUCGGGCCCCUGUUUAUAAAAUUACAACUUGCUAGAGGUGCCAGAACUUCGGAGAAUAGGACUAGAGAAGUUUUAUAAAAUGAAAGAAUCCAGUGAGGUGAUUCUUAUAAUUUGGGGGGUGUGGAGGAUCAUAGACCCAUUUGAUCAUUUAAUAAAGCCAUGGUUUUCUCUUCAGAUCAUUUAAUAAAGCCUGGAACUUACAAUGUGGAAGCCUUUAUUGACUCCCCUGAAGGCCUUCUGGUCAUUCCUGGUUAAUAAAUAUUAUUCUGAUGGAACAUAUAUUGGUGAUGAGUUAAUGUGUGAUUUUAAAACGAAAAGGACUUGAGAUACAUGUAGGGGAGUAGUCCAUGCAUGUAAGAAAGUACCUGAUAUGGUAUGUAGUGUUGCUUCUCAACCUUGAUCUGAAAGAAUACGAAAAGUGUACAUUCCUUUUUCUAUCAUUUAAGAUGCCUGGAAUACAGAGUAUAGCACUAAGGACUGCUGGAGCCCAAAGUAGAAAAUCUUAAGCUAAUCCUAUAGAAUGUGAAGGAAUCUACUAUCUCUGAUAAUCCUUUAAGAAAGUGAAGAACUAGUACUAGGGUCAAGGUGAUGCUAAUUGGGAGACUCCUUUAGACCUGUACACCUUGGUGUGAUCAUACAUCGCAUUAAGUUGGUCUGAGGAUCUUAUAUAUUACAAAAUUCAUAAUUUCAUAGCUUAGAAAAAAGGAUCAAAAUAAACUUUAAAAGCUCAAAAGAUCAGGAGAGCCAGAAUCCCAGCAAACAGCUGAACCAAACUUCAAUAGAUAAGGACUAACGUAGUCAUGGAGAGGGAAUGAUUCUAUGACUCUGGAACAUACUAAUCUGACUGCAGUGAUUUGUGGAAUACAGUUUAAAAGUAAAAAGGACUGUUAGGAAAAUUUGAACUUUAUUUGGUAUUUGUAUUGCUCUUGUUAAUAUUGCAUGGCUAUUUUGGAACAUAUAUAAUGAUGUUUACUGGUAUAUUUUCUGUGGAUGCUGUUAACAAAAUCUUUAUGCUGCUUAUGCACCAAGGGGAAGAUGCUAUUGAGUAUAUUUGCUAUUAUAAAAUAUGUCUCUUUCAAAUUUUUCUUUUGAGGGAUAGAUUUAGGGAUUGCCCCUGAGGUCGCACAGAAGAGGGUCCUCCCCACAGUUCUCCCCCCGUAUACUCAGAAAGCCUAACCUUCAUAUCUGUUUCACCUAAGACCUCCCACAAUCUCAGUAAGAACUGAUGAAAUACAUGUUUUAUGGCAAGAUGAGAAAAGUUUAAACAUAAAACUUUUCUUUGUCUCUUUGGGCUUCCUUGCCCCCCUUUUGCGUGUGUUUUGCAUCUGCAUUAACCAGAGUUCUUUAGGAGGUGACGUUCCUUCUUAAUCUCUUUAAGAGACACAACUCUUUUUAGGAGAUAACCUUCCUUCUUGUAAGGAGCCACGAUGACCCAUGACUUGCUGUUCACUUUGUACCUGUGAGUCUGGAUUGUGUAAACUGUCAAUAAUACAUCAUUUGACAUAAAUCCAUUGUCUCAAAAAACUUACAUAACUGUGCUUUGAACUCUAAUUGGCAGAAUAGUCCCUGGAGCUUUCUGAAAGUCUGUCUUUCAGAUUGUAAUCCUCAAAUUGGUUUGAAAAUUUUCCAUUUCUUUUUCUUAGACUAUCGAUUAAUUUUUUUGUUGACAGGACUGUACACGAAAGCAUUUUGAUCCUGGUUGAUUCCCGUCCAUAGGAACUGCAAGGCCUGGCAGUUACCACAAGAAAAGAAAAAAGGUACCAGCUGAGGGAUGGCAGCAGAAACGAUUAAGCCAAGAAAGCACUUUCACACAGAAGCCUUGCCUAGUUCUUAGAACAGUAACUUUUUGCUUUGCUGUAACUUGAACAUGGAGGGAGAUAUUGACACAGCUGUCCCAAAGGAAUAUGUAACAAGAGAAAGCUGUUCUCUUGUGUUCUCGCUGACUACCUUCUUGACUGCCCAGUUUUUACAUGUUUUGCAAGAUAGUCUUACCUUAAAUUGCCUAGGCCUAUACUGCUGAUUUUGUUCUAUAAAAUGAGGACUUCCGGGUGUUUGAGAACAAAAACUUUGAUGGAAAUGGCUUAAAGUAAAAAAUGCUUCAAGAAAGCAGCUGCUCUUAUUGAGUUAGUCUAAGGCAACAAAAAAAUUUCUAUCCUUGAAGGUCCCUCUUAGACUCCAGAGGGCCAAGAAUUUCAUGAAAAAAAAAAAGCCUCUAGGGAAAAUGCCCCAUUUCUGUCUUUUCCGUUUUGAGAAAAUUUCACAGUCAUGUUUCUCUUCCUCUGUAUCACCAAUCAGGCAAUUAUAUUUGUUUUCCCUUCGCUGAGAAGGCAGCAUUGUAUUUAAUUUAGCUUUGGUUUUUGUCUUCUGGCUAAAUUGUAGCUCUCCAGGGAAACUUAAAACUGGAAUAUGAAGUAUACCUAACUAUAUCGCUUUCAUUGCAGCUGCAUUUCUUCAUGUUCCAACAGUAGUACAAUUGAUAAUUUGAGGAAUUUCUUCUAAUUAUAACCUCAGACUUCCUGGCUCUUCUGUGAGUGAUGAAUGCUUCUGAGGGUAAGGAAUAUUAAAAAUAUGAAUUCUGUAUCUGUGAGAGAAUUAACAGAUUCUUAUUCCAUGCUAUUCAAAAUGUGUCCCAUGUAUUGCUACAGGUAGGAAACUCUCUGUUUGUGAAGUUUCAUUAUAGAAGUUUCAGUUGUGCUUAUAUGAGUUUUCAAAUAUGUAUAUGCCAUUUGGGGGUCCAGAUGAAAACUGGAAAUUCCCACUUAAAAUUACAGUCACAACCAAAUAGAGAUUUUGAAAUGAAAUAUCUUCUCCCUUAUCUUUAACUCUCACCUGUCUACAUCAUAAUGUGUUACUUUACUUUAAAAUAUAGCUGAUCCUCAUUAUUCAAUUUCAUAUUUGUGAAUUCACCUACUCACUAAAAUUUAUUUGCAAGAUGCUCAUGAUGUUUUUACUGUUAUUAGCAGACAUGUGCCUGCACACUCAGAGAAGCAAAAAAUUUGAGACCAGUGCACACAUUCCCAGCAGU